This is a messenger RNA of Periophthalmus magnuspinnatus, 2420 nucleotides long. Its product is annotated as rab5 GDP/GTP exchange factor-like. The transcript is spliced from 9 exons. The coding region runs from base 233 to 1582 and encodes 449 amino acids. Gene Ontology annotation, cellular component: cytosol; endocytic vesicle. Gene Ontology annotation, molecular function: zinc ion binding; DNA binding; small GTPase binding. NCBI's taxonomy places the organism in Eukaryota, Metazoa, Chordata, Actinopteri, Gobiiformes, Gobiidae. The record is from RefSeq and is a predicted model, not a curated record. Gene Ontology annotation, biological process: vesicle-mediated transport.
UCCGCUGUUCAGGAAACCGUUUACUUCGCGACGUCUCCUUUCUACCUCCAAGUAUGUUUGUGUAAUUACUACAAACUGUACAUUUUAGCCGUUUUAUAACUUUCAUAUCAGAUUAGAUUUAGUUUUUAUAAGAGAAUAUAUCGUCCAUUUGAUCGUUAAGCAAACGUUAUUGGCUCCCUUUUAACGAGAAAGAAACUUGUGUUUCCGUGUACCAGUUAGCUACAGCUGCACCAUGUGGACGGACAAGCACAGGGGCAUCCGCAUGUCCCAGCAGGAGCUCCUGUGUAAGAACUCGUGUGGUUACUAUGGAAACCCAGCGUGGCAAGGCUACUGCUCCAAAUGCUGGCGGGACAGAGCCCGUCCCCCCGGAGCACACCCACAGGAUAGCAGACCCAGCAGUGAUGGAACACCUGUCACCUUCUCCAAGUUUGAGGAGAAGAAGAACAUUGAGAAAGGCCGUCGCAUCUAUACCAUGAGGAGGCUGUUCUGGGGCAGCCCGUCUUCGCCUAAACCAGGGUCAGCAGAGAUCCACAGCAACGUGCUGAAAGCCUACCAGAGCUUGGAGCCUGGAGACUUCCCUGGUUUCCUCAAGAUACUUCGAAGCCCACCCUCCCAGCGCCUGCAGUCCCGCUGUACCGCCUUUCUCAAUACUAUGGAAGCCUACCAUGACCUUCCAGUGCAAAAACAGUCUGAUUUGGUCCAGGAUUUUUACCAGUCUUUUUCGGCACAUUUUAGUGACUUACCUGAGCCUCAGGUGCACCAGGUCAUGGAGCACUUAGAGAAGCUGAUCAUGACACGCCUGCACAAGUGGGUCUUCUGCCAUGACUCAUGUGAUGAUGAGCAGAGAGACCUAACUCUGCAGAGGAGAAUACGCUCUUUAAACUGGGUAACUCCUGAGAUGUUAGAUGUGCCUUUUCCUGACAGAAAGAGUGGAGUUACCGGAGACCCCUUUCUGCUUGCCAUCACUGCCAUAAUCGAGGUGGAUGCCAAGCGUGCCCCUCAGGAUAAGUUGGCCUGUGUGUCCAAAUGCUGCCACCAUAUCUUUGAGGCUCUAGCCCUGUCCAACAGUGAGCCGGCUAACGCAGACGACUUCCUGUCCGCUCUGGUCUAUGUGCUGCUCAAGGCCAACCCCCCACGCCUCCACUCUAACAUGCAGUACAUCAUCCGCUUCGGCCUGCCCCACAGCCUCAUGGCUGGGGAGAGCGGAUACUUCUUCACUAACCUGUCUUGUGCUGUUGCCUUCAUUGAAAAGCUGGAUGGUCCAUCUCUUAACCUCAGCCCAGAGGAGUUUGAAGGUUACAUGCUGCACCAGAGAGCCCCCUCUACUGGACACCGGAGGAAACAUGUGGCUAAAAGCACCCAGCAUUUACUAGAGGAGCUCAAGGCCAGGCAGGAGAGCAUGGACCAGGAUAUGGAUGCCCUGAGCACACAGCUGCACCAGUGGAUGGAGACAGUGACAGCUCAGUUAGACCAGACUACUGCCACUUUCGCUUUGGUUCAGAAGGAGAUUUGUGCACAGGCCCAACACUUUCCCAAUGCAGAGGAGAGGAGCAGGACCAGCUCUGCACAGACUGACUGUUAAAAUCAUUGUGCAUUACAGCGUAGGUCUGUUUGUUAUAGCAGCUCCUAACUUCAACUGCUCUCAUUUAAAAUUCUACAAAGACUAUGUUUAUAGUCAGUGGAAAACAUUUUCACCAUGCAAGCUCUGUUUGCUGACCUCACAUGGACUAGAAUGCAGCAGGGAACACUAGCUUUGACCUUUGCUUGACUAAGCAACAUCAGCACUAACUAACAGCUUGUACAUAGUGCUGCACUGUAAGGUAGUGGUCCACUAUGCAGCAGCAGUGUUUAGUAGCACAACACUCUUUACAUAAAUUCAAUAUAGGAUUAAAAUCAGGAAUAUUUUAAUACUUUUUGAUAAUUAGGUCUGUAUUUAAGAUGUAAUGAUCAGAUUGAGCAGUAAUUUAAACAGAAAAAAGAUUAUUACCCUAUUAUGUACAGUUCUGUAGACCCCUGUGUAGACAUAAUAAAUUAUUGCCCUAAUGUAAAUGGGAGUGCUCCCUAUAUGAUUUUGAACUUAUUCAAACAUAGGUGGGUCUGUGGUAGGUUAUAGAGGCUUAUCCAAAGUCACUUUUUUGAAACAGCUGAUUGCACUUUUUUCCUUAGUGAAAAUGAAGGUCAUAAUUAUGAAAAAAAAACUCCAUAAAUGUGAUAUUUCUCAUGAACUACCCUGUGGUGUAACAAAGCCAGCCUCUCUGUGCCUCUCCUGUGUCUGUGGAUGAAGUGUUGCACUGUUUACAUUUACAUUUUAUACUAAAUGUCUUUGAAUUAUGAAGACAAGUAGCUGACUCGUUCCUUCCUGAUUUGUGUGUUUUCUUGAGGAUGUUUUCUAUCUGUCUAAUAAUAAAAUAUAUAAUAGU